Messenger RNA from Cryptomeria japonica (Japanese cedar), 756 nucleotides. RefSeq names its product alpha carbonic anhydrase 7-like. NCBI's taxonomy places the organism in Eukaryota, Viridiplantae, Streptophyta, Pinopsida, Cupressales, Cupressaceae. The annotation marks the transcript as partial. The record is from RefSeq and is a predicted model, not a curated record. The transcript has 6 exons. Gene Ontology annotation, molecular function: carbonate dehydratase activity; zinc ion binding.
CCUGGAAAUGUGGAAACAGAGGAUGAGAGAGAAUUUACGUACGUAGUGGGCGAGGAGAGAGGGCCAGAUCACUGGGGAGAGUUGCAUGAAGAAUGGAGUGCCUGUGGAAAUGGGCGGCAGCAAUCUCCCAUUGAUGUGGUGAAGGAGAGGGCUAAAAUAUAUCCUGAUCUGGGCCAACUGCGCAGGAUUUAUCGCCCUGCAAAUGCAACCCUCGUCAACAGAGGCCAUGAUAUUAUGUUGAAGUGGCCUACAGGCGCUGGCAGUAUUGAGAUAGAGGGUAGAAGAUAUCAGCUUAAUCAAUGUCAUUGGCACUCCCCAGCUGAGCAUACUGUAAAUGGCAGAAGGUAUCCUCUAGAAAUGCAUCUUGUACAUGAAUCAGAAGACAACAAAAUUGCAGUUGUUGGAAUUCUUUACACUUAUGGACGGCCUGAUACCUUUCUUGCAGAGUUAAUGGAUGAAAUUGCCUCCAUUUCUGAUAUGGAGCCUCCAGAUGAAGCCCUCGGUAUAGUUAAUCCCAGGCACAUCAAAGUGGGUAGUAGGAAGUAUUAUCGUUACAAUGGAUCUCUCACAACUCCACCUUGCACUGAGGGAGUCACUUGGAACAUCGUCCACAAGGUGAGGACUGUAUCACGAGAACAAAUCAGAGCUCUGCAUGAGGCAAUACACGAUGAACAUGAAAAGAAUGCACGACCCAUCCAAUCUACAAACGGAAGAAUAGUGAAAAUGUACAAACCUGACAAUCCUCAAUUACAUUAA